AUGAUGGCGUCAAAAGGCGCCAACAAACGCAUGACGUCAACCGGUCCGAUCUACGUUCGCCAUUGUUGGAUGGUGUUUGCAUGGAUGACGAUCGUGCUACAGUAUCCCGGUGCAGAUGCACAAGAACUCAACACACCGCCGGUCAUUGUGGUCGAUCGGCACUGGCGGAUACCGGAAAACACGACCGUUGGCACGCUGAUAACGCGCGUGAACGCGGAGGACAACGACGACGAUAAGCUCGAGUUUGGACUGGAUGCGCUGGUCGCCGGUCAGGAGCAACCGUUCGCGAUCGACCCAAACACUGGGUACGUGUACCUGAACAGCAGCGUUGAAGGGCGAGCCGGGCAGAACUUUUUCGUCUACGUCACCGUCAGCGAUGGAAGCGUCACGUCGAAGAACGAGAUUUACGUUAACAUUCUUAGCAAAAAUGCGACGGGUGUGUACAAAUCGCACCCGUCCCAGUUUACGCCCAGCAUCGAUAACAUUCGACAAAUAUUACCCGCGGGUAUCAAUCUGCCUGGGAUUAGUUCGCGGCCUCAGCUCCCACUACCGCCACUGCCGCCACAGUUCACCAGGAAACCGCCGACCGAUAGUGAAGAUGCAGCUGGUGUCGUGACACCCGUGCCUACCAAGCAGACCAAAACCUAUCCAGAUCGGCCGAUCGGUGUAGCGAACGGGUCGCUCGAAUCGUCACCGCCAACGCAUCCCGGUGACACUAACAACGCUUCGAGCGGAACAGUAUUGUCGCCCAUUCGGAACAACACUACUGCCGGGUAUCCAACGAUUACCGUGCCUACGGGCACCAGCAGCACAACAGCAGCGCCUACACCGACAGUGACCGCUGCGACGGUUCCGGUGCACGCGCAUCCACACGAGGAAACAAACACCGUGAAAAUACUGCUCCCGGUGAUCAUAUCCGUAGCGAUCAUUUUCGUCACCGCCGGGCUGAUCGCGAUCUGCUUCUUCCGCAAGUAUCUGUGCGCGCUCAGCAAAACGCUUAAAAAGAAGAACAAAAUUGAUAAAGCCAAAAAGUCAAACCAAAGCAACGUCAGUAGUAACAUCACCUCCACCGCCGAGGAUAGCCGUAAUUCGAUUGGGUUGAGCCACUGGACUGGACCGAUGGCGUUCAGCAACCGGUAUACCUCACCGUGGGAGCGGGACGCCAAUGGGCAUCUGCAGGCCACCUCCCAGCUGUCGGAGGAAUCGAACGGUUCGAUCGCGAAGGACCGGUGGGAGUUUCCGCGCCACCGGCUGAAGGUGUUCAACAUACUGGGGGAGGGUGCAUUCGGGCAGGUUUGGCGCUGUGAAGCGACCGAUAUCGAUGGUCACGAAGGUGUGUCGGUGACCGCGGUGAAGACGCUGAAGGAGAACGCUAGCGAGGCGGAACGAAGCGAUCUGCUGUCCGAGCUGCAGGUGUUGAAAUCACUCGAACCACACAUUAACGUGGUCCGGCUUCUUGGCUGCUGUACGGAGAAGGAUCCAAUCUUCGUCAUACUGGAAUACGUUAACAUGGGCAAGCUGCAAACGUUCCUGAGGAACUCGCGUGUAGAGAAACAUUACGGAAAUACUCACGGCAAAUCAAAGAUCCUUACGUCCGGCGAUCUCACAUCGUUCAUGUACCAAGUGGCACGAGGCAUGGACUUCCUCACCUCACGUGGGAUCAUACACCGUGAUCUGGCUGCCCGGAACAUUCUCAUUACCGAGGAUCAUACGUGCAAGGUGGCUGACUUUGGCUUUGCACGAGAUAUUGUCACAUCGAAGGUGUACGAAAGGAAGAGCGAAGGUCGGUUACCUAUCCGCUGGAUGGCUACGGAGUCGCUGUACGACAAUAUCUUCACCGUCAAGUCCGACAUCUGGAGCUUCGGCAUCUUGAUGUGGGAGAUCGUCACGCUAGGGUCCACGCCCUAUCCGGGAAUAGCGGCGGCGGACGUGAUGCGCAAGGUGCGCGAUGGAUACCGGCUCGAGAAGCCGGAACACUGCCGCCGCGAGCUGUACAACAUCAUGUUCUACUGCUGGGCGCACGAUCCAAACGAGCGGCCCGGUUUCCCGGAGGUGGUCGACAUGCUCGACCGAUUGCUCCAAACCGAGACGGACUACAUCGAGCUGGAGCGGUUUCCCGAUCACAACUACUAUAAUAUGCUCAAUAUGAGCGGAGAGAAGCUGUGA
This is a messenger RNA of Anopheles marshallii, 2166 nucleotides long. RefSeq names its product tyrosine kinase receptor Cad96Ca (gene Cad96Ca). The record is from RefSeq and is a predicted model, not a curated record. The coding region runs from base 1 to 2166 and encodes 721 amino acids. Gene Ontology annotation, cellular component: signaling receptor complex; membrane. The transcript has 4 exons. Gene Ontology annotation, molecular function: ATP binding; transmembrane receptor protein tyrosine kinase activity; calcium ion binding. Gene Ontology annotation, biological process: protein phosphorylation; homophilic cell-cell adhesion; cell surface receptor protein tyrosine kinase signaling pathway. Lineage: Eukaryota; Metazoa; Arthropoda; Insecta; Diptera; Culicidae.